AUGUCGAACCGCUUUCUUGAAGAUUCAGCAUUAUCCGACCCAUUCCCCCGUUACAGUUCCACUGUUCUCGGUGUGCCUCUAAUCCUUUAUCUGACCAUCCACAAGGAGUCCUUGGGAGCUGUAUUGGUGCGAAAAAGACCAUCAGAUGGAAAAGAAUGCGCAAUAUACUAUCUCAGCAAGAAAUUCUCCGAUUCUGAAGCCAAUUACUCAGAGGUCGAGAAGACUUGCGUAGCUUUAGUUUGGGUAUUACACGGACUGCGGCAGUAUACCCUUCACCAUCAAAUCAUGUUAACCACCGAAUGUGAUCCCAUCAAAUAUCUACUGGAAAAGCCAGCAUUGGUCGGCAAAUUGGCUAAGUGGCAGAUUCUCAUUUCUGAGUUCGAUGUGCAAACCAUGACACAGAAGUCGGUGAAAGGUCGAGCAAUAGCAGACAUGUUAGCAGAGAAUGCUGCGGGACCGCAGGCCGGAGAUGAAAUAGACCCUCUUGAUGAUCGUGUUUUACCGGUUUUGCCGAAAAAGUGGGUCAUGUACUUCGACGGAGCUGUUAACUUAUCCGGAUCCGGUACAGGGGCAGUCCUUAUCUCCCCGGAUGGCCAACACUAUCCAGUAGCCGCCAAGUUAUUGUUUCCGUGCACCAAUAACAUCGCUGAAUACGAGGCAUGCAUUCUCGAGCUACAGGCUGCCGUAGAGAUGAAAAUUCGGAGAUCGCAAGUUUAUGGCGACUUUGCCCUCAUUAUCCUUCGGACAGAAGGCAAGUGGAAAACUCGUGACCCGAAGUUGAUCCCGUAUCAUGAGUUUCUGGAAGAUAUAAUCGAAGAGUUUGAUGAGAUAGCGUUCGAGUAUCUUCCUAGAGCCCAAAACCAGUUCGCAGACGCGUUGGCCACCCUAUCCUCAAUGUUCCAAGUGAUUGCGGGUUCAGAUAUCGAGCCAUUGAGAAUCGAAAUCUUGAAGCAUUCUGCUUAUUCCAUGCUAAUAGAAGAAGAGGUAGAUGGAGAGCCCUGGUAUCAAGAUAUUAAGGUUUACCUGCAGACCGGAGAGUUUCCCGAAGCGAGUUCAUAUGCCAAUGUCACAAAGAAGAACGUGGCCAGGUUCUUGCGUCGAGAUAUCUUUGCCCGAUAUGGAGCGCCGGAGGCUAUAAUCAUCGACAACGGUUCAAACCUCAACAACAAGGUGGUUGACGAGGUUCUUGGCGCAUUGCACUGUGUCUCCCUCGAUCUUGAAGAGCCCACCCCAGAAAAAGAGCGGCCCCAUGUCUGUGGGUUCCUCACCAUUCCUCGGCCCCUCGAAGCGCUCAAAGAUCUGGCCGAGGGCCAGCCGGAGCUGGUCGGGGCCCAGCGCAGCAGCGAGGAGGGUCGCCGGCCCUCCGCCACCACGUUGGUAUUGUCGCCGGACAAAGUGCUCGCCUCCGAAACCGUGGCUGUGGCUAUGCAAACGUGA
Molecule: messenger RNA, 1437 nt
Organism: Rhodamnia argentea
Lineage: Eukaryota; Viridiplantae; Streptophyta; Magnoliopsida; Myrtales; Myrtaceae
Exons: 3
Coding region: 1-1437 (478 amino acids)
Molecular function (GO): nucleic acid binding; RNA-DNA hybrid ribonuclease activity
Source: RefSeq, a predicted model, not a curated record